ACAACAUUUGGGGUGCCAUUGUGUGUCCCCGCCAUAUUGUCGUCCUGUGUCUUUGGCUGAGGCCCCCAGAUUUCUUCCCUCGGUAUCUGCAUCCUCUUGUCUGACUGCAGGAGUCUCAGGAGGACAUCAGAACUCCCGGUCUCUGAAAAUGGAGUCAGUGACCUUUGAGGAUGUGUCUGUGAACUUCACCCUGGAGGAGUGGGCUAUGCUGGAUUCAUCUCAAAAGAAUCUCUACAAAGAUGUGAUGCAGGAAAACUUGAGGAACCUGGCCUACAUAGGAAACAAGUGGGAACACCAAAACAUUGAAAAUGAGUAUGAAAAUCUCUGGAGAAAACUAAGUAACCAGUUGUUGGAAAGACUCUGUGAAUAUACAGAAGGUCAUCCUUCUGCAGCAGAAAUCUUUAACUGGACUCCAGAGUGUGUUCUGAACCAGAAAUCGUGUCCAGGAGUUCCCACAUAUGAAAACCAUGUAUAUGGAGAAGUGGUUAUUGGCCACUUUUCUCUAAAUGUCCUUCCUCAUCCUAACCCAAGACAAAAACCAUAUGACACUCAGGAAUAUGGAAAGGAGUUGAAUAAACAUAGGGAAUUUGGGAACAACAUCUCCAGUUCUACCACAACCUUCCAGAAGCAUAAAAGAAUUCACACCAAGGAGAAACCUAAAAGUAGUCACUGUAAUGAAGACAUUAGCUGUCUCACAUCAGGUCCAAAUGAUGAAAAGACUUCUACGGGAGAAAAACACUAUGAAUGUAAGCAAUGUGGGAAAGUAUUUACUUCUUCCAGUUCUUUUAGAAGGCAUGAAGAAUAUCAUAGCCGAGAAAAAUCUUAUGUUUGUAAGCAGUGUGGGAAAGCCUUCCCUUUUCCUAGUUCACUACAAAUACAUGAAAGGAUCCACACAGGUGAGAAGCCCUAUAUGUGUAAACAGUGUGGGAAAACCUUUGCCCGUUCGAGUUCUCUUUUAACACAUGAAAGAAUUCAUACUGGAGAAAAGCCCUAUGUGUGUAAGCAGUGUGGGAAAGCCUUCACUGAUCGUAGUUCACUCCGAUUCCAUGAAAUGAUGCACAGUGGAGAAAAACCCUAUAAAUGUACAAAAUGUGGUAAGGCUUUUGCUUCUUCAGGUGCCUUUCGAAAACAUGAACGGACUCACACAGGAGAGCAACUCUUUGUGUGUUUGCAAUGUGAGAAAGUUUUCAGUUGUGAAAGUGCUUUUCGAACACAUAAAAUAAUUCAUUCUGGAGAAUGUGUAUGUAAGCAAUGUGGUAAAGCCUUUACUAGUCACAGUUCAGUUAAAUACCAUGAAUUGAUGCAUAGUGGAGAGAAACCCUAUGUAUGUAAGCAGUGUGGAAAAACCUUUAGAUCUCCUAAACAAGUUCAAAUUCAUAAGCGAACUCACACUGGAGAAAAACCUUAUGUGUGCAAGGAAUGUGGGAAAGCUUUUACUUUUCUCGGUUCCCUUCAAUACCAUGAAUUGAUUCAUACCGGAGAGAAGCCCUAUCUAUGUAAACAAUGCGGGAAAGCCUUCAGGUCUUCCCGUCAGGUUCAAAUACAUGAACGAACUCACACUGGAGAAAAACCGUAUGUAUGUAAGCAAUGUGGAAAAGCCUUCUUUUCUUUGUAUCAUUUAAGAAGACAUGAAGUAAUUCACAGUGGCAUGAACCCCUACGUCUGUAAGCAAUGUGGGAAAGCCUUCAGUUGGUUCAGUACCUUUCACAGUCAUAAACAGACUCACACUGGAGAAAAACCCUACUUAUGCAAGCAAUGUGGCAAGGCCUUCUGUAGUCGCAUAUCGUGGAGAAGGCAUGAGAAAGCUCAUACGACAGUGAAGCCUUAUGCAUGUGUUCAAUGUGGAAAAGCCUUCCGUUCUCCUAGUUACCUCAAAAUACAUGAAAGAAUCCACACUGGAGAGAAACCCUUUAUAUGUUCACAAUGUGGGAAGCCCUUCCGUUCUUUUCGUUACGUGAAGUCACAUGAAAGAAGUCACACUGGAGAGAAACCCUUCGUGUGCACAGAAUGUGGGAAAGCCUUCAGUUAUUAUAGUUCUUUCCACAGACACAGAAGAACUCACCAGACAGUAACCUUGAAUUCAGAACUUGAAAAGUCUUCAUAACAUAAGACGGCAUUCAGAGAACUAUAAAGUUAAACAUGUGGAACAUCUUUUGGUCCUAUUCAUGGAUUAAGAAAGAACAUGUUUGGACAGGCAUAGUGUGGCUUACCUUUAAUCCCAAAAUUUGAGAGGCAGAGGCAGGGAAUAUCAGAGUUCAAGGCCAAUCUGUUUUAUAUAUUGAUUUCCUAGUCACUCAGGGCUAUAUAGUAAAACUGUUUCAAAAAAAAGAAAGAAAAGAAAAAACAUGUUUGUAUGUUUGACUAGAAGAGAUGUCCAAAUAUGAACACAUGUGCAAAUGCUUCCCCAAUAAAAUCUUUCCUUGUCAAAGCACAAGGAACUCAGUAGCAGCAAAUAGUGGGACAGUCCUUUGAAAAAAUUUCAUAUAUUGAUUUCCAUAAAUGUCAAUUAUGUGAAGGACUGAAUACAAACUUUUGUUUGUUUUAGAAAAUCCAAUAUCUGAAGAAAACUUUGUAAAUAUAUUGUACUUAUUGGAAUUUAUUAGCGAUUUGUUUCUGUUUUUCAGAAAUAGUCUUGCCCUGUAAUCCAGUCUGGCCUUGAUCAAAUUAUCUUCCUGUUUCAACCUCUAGAAUGUUUCAGUGAAAGAUGUCUGCUUCCACAUCCAGCAUUGGUAGUUCAUUCCUAAAAGAACCUUUUUGGACUCCAUGCUUCACAUUUUUGCUUUUAAAAAAAAAAUCUCUCUUUAAAACUAUAUGUAUAUGCAUGUUGUCUUUGUGUGAAUUUGUGCACAUUCAUGUAGUGCCUGCAGAGACCAGAAGGAGAUCUGAUUCUCUGGGGCUAGAAUUAUGGGCAGCUGUAAGCUGUCUCAUGUGGGUGCUCGGAACUGCUCGGAACUGAAUCCUGUCCUCUGCAAGACUAUUACACACUCUUAACCACUGAGCCAUUUCUCCAGCCCCUAGAAAAUUAUCUUUAAACUGAGUAUGUGAAGUGAAGGAUUGCUUAAGUACAGGAGAUGGAAACCAAAAAGGAAAAAAGAAAGAAAAGAAGAUAAAGGUACACUAUCAUUACAUUAAUUUAGUAAGGUUUCUUAGAGCAAUAGUGCAUACAAGUUUAAUGGAUGAAAUCUUUUUGCAUUAAAUCAGGUGGUUUUUUCCUUUUAUUUUAAUUUCUGUACAUUCACUGAUGAGUUUAUAGUUAUUUGUAAUGCCAGAAGGCUCAAAAAAAAAAGUCUUGUUUUCAAGCCCUUGAGAUUAUUGUAUCAUGGGAAAAAAUGACUUUUUGUGCAUAUUGAGAUUUUUCCCUCUUAAUUCAUAUGGUAAGCUCUUACCAUUUUUUGUAGACUAUCAUUCUCUUCCAUGAACAGAACUCACUUUCAUAUUAUAUAUUUUUGUUUGUUAACUUUCUUCUCUACCUGAUGUUUUUUUUCUAACAUUUCUUGUCUCCUUGUCCCUUAAAUUAUUUUCAAACCACUUGUAGAUUAACAAGUGUUAAUUCUUAGUCUACUUAGAAGGUAGGUAUAAAUGUCACUCUAUAAUCAUAGAUCACAUCACAUUUACAAGCUUUCCUAGUUUUUCAUGUCACCAGCCACUUUUAUUGUACAUAUUUAACUAAUGGUUUUUCUCAUGUAAAUGUUAUUUUGAUGUUUGUAUUGUUGUACCAUUGAUUUUUAUUGUAAUUUCCCCUCCAGUCACUAUACUAAGAGAGAUGUUGGCAUUUGUGGCCUGUUGCCAAAGACUGUUAGUACCAUGUAAUAAAUUGUACUAAAUCUGUUUGCGCACAGUAAGCCAGUAUGUCUCAUCAGUAAGAACAUUCCAUGGACAUUCUGGCAGGAUUGGUGUUUAACUUAAAGGGAUUUAUGGGGCUGCUUAGAUAUAGUUAGGUGCCUCUAUGUUGGAUGUACUGAGAUGUGAGUAGAAUUCUAUAUUUGGUAAUCAUAGGAAUUAUUACUUGGAAGGCCUCAAAUAAUGACAUGAAGAAAAUUUUAAUUCAUGGAAAUUACUACUCACAUUAGUGAAGAGAGGUUGCUUGGCUCAUUUUCACGAUUCAGAAUGUUUUAUACUCCGUCAGUUUUACAGGCAGCCUUACAGAGUGUCCUUUCCUCUUGUCCUGGUUAUAAAGGAGCAUUGUCCAGUGGUGUAAGCAUGGGACACAUGCCUUCACAGCAGCAGAUCGGCUUUGCUUUGAACACCAGUGUUCUGGGCCAGUUUUUACUUUUCUGAGUUACUGUAGCAGCACUACAGUAUUUCCUCUACUAUACUGCUUACUGCUCUUCACAAAUACAGAUGUUCUUAGUUACAGUAUUUCCUCUAAUAUACUGUUUACUGCUCUUCACAAAUACAGAUGUUCUUAGUUACCCAUUUGGUUAUGUUCUGAUAAACCCAUAGGAAGGGGUAAAUAUAGCAAGAAAUUAUACUCAACCUAGUGAAUAUUAAACCUUAGACUAGUCAUUUUCAGGACUCUUAUAUUUGGUUCAGAUUGGGGGAAGUAAUUUCUGCAUAUUGUUUCUUCUUUUAAAUUAAAAAGGUAUGUAUUAUUAUGCAAA
Peromyscus maniculatus bairdii (prairie deer mouse) is the source of this 4601-nucleotide messenger RNA. RefSeq lists its product as uncharacterized. Gene Ontology annotation, molecular function: RNA polymerase II cis-regulatory region sequence-specific DNA binding; DNA-binding transcription activator activity, RNA polymerase II-specific. The record is from RefSeq and is a predicted model, not a curated record. Gene Ontology annotation, biological process: regulation of transcription by RNA polymerase II. Gene Ontology annotation, cellular component: nucleus. NCBI's taxonomy places the organism in Eukaryota, Metazoa, Chordata, Mammalia, Rodentia, Cricetidae.